Messenger RNA from Hymenoscyphus albidus, 1521 nucleotides. The record is from the annotation of a GenBank genome assembly. Lineage: Eukaryota; Fungi; Ascomycota; Leotiomycetes; Helotiales; Helotiaceae.
CUGUUGGUCACUUACUUAAGGCAAAAUCAUUCAUCCCUUGAUUCAUUAGCACGAACUCUGUCCCAAAAUUUUAGGUUACAAUACACUUCACAAAUCGAAGAGCUUCUAAUAUUUAUUUUUGUUACACUUACGAAGGGAAUUGAAUUAAAAGUCGAACAGUUAUGUCUGCAGCAACACAAACUAUAGAAAGCAAUGGAAAGGUAGCCAUUGUAACUGGGUGUGCUUCAGGUGUGGGUGUGUACUCAAUUUCUUCGAGCAGAUUAAUGUCCUUCAAAAAAAUAUCUUGACACCGACAAGCUUUCAAACAUGAAUAUAGUUCCGGUCAACUUUGCAUCAAUUUUACUUCCACAUCAUGCCCGAAGGAAGACUUUGACACCGAGCAGGAUUCGCUACAACAAUCCGGUUCCUCAGUUCCAAGUAUUACGUGCUUGCGGUGGACAUCAACGAGCUGGAUUACGCGAAACUCGGCGACGUGAGCACUGAAAGACUACACUUCUAUCGCGGCAACCUCCUAGCGGAUGGCGAAACUGAUAAAGUGAUCAAGCUUUGCACCGAGAAAUUUGGGUAUGAUCAUGUGACAAAGCAGCCGAUGAAAGUUGUAUCGCUAAUUGCAUCACGAAAGUCCGAAAUUGGAUGUUCUCGCCAAUGUUGCAGGUAUCGCAGAUGGUCUUGCCUCUGCAGACAACUUCUAUGAUGAUGAGUGGGAUCGCGUGAUUGGUGUUAACCUUACCAUCCCAACACGGUUGAUUCGUGGGGCCAUUCCUUUGAUGAGGGCCAAUGGCGGUGGUUCUAUCGUCAAUGUUUGUUCGAAGUCUUCUACUAGUGGUGCGAGUGGUGGUGUAGCUUAUACAGCUUCUAAGCAUGGCUUGGUAAGUGCUUUCAAGAAUACAGAAUUCUUUUAUUAUUAAAAAAGCUAACGCAAAUAUAGCUUGGAGUAACAAGGAGCACUGCUUUCCAUUUCCGAAACGAAGGGAUUCGUUGUAAUGCCGUUUCCCCCGGAAGUAUGCUAAUGAUUUCCCUCUUAGAGAGUUCUCUUUCUCUAAUAUCUACAAUCAGGAGUCAGUGAUACCAACAUAGAUCUUCUGUCUAUGAAAACGUUUGAUAAGUCUGCUUUCGAUAGAGCAUUGUACGUCUUACUCCUCCGCUACCUUCUCGGAAGUAUGUGGAUUGAACUAAUUUGUCUAGACCGGUCUUUGGAUUGUGCGAUAUGGAGGGUAUCAAAGGCGACGACGUCGCCAACGCAAUUUUGUUCUUGUCGAGUGACGGAGCCAAGAGCAUCAGCGGAGUUGAUAUGCCUCUUGAUAAGGCUUGGAGCACGCUAUGAUCAAAUGGUGGUGUAUGUAACGUGCAAAGAAUUGCUCGGGUUAGGAGGAGAUGAUGGUGAUUGCUGGAAAUGAAGAGAAGCAUUCUCAGCUUGAUUGAUCUAGUGACCUACCCAAGAUAUUCUUAUUUUUGAAAUGGGUGUAGGGUGUCGUCCAGCUCACUUUUAGCCGAGAAAAAGUCUAGUAAUAUCAUCUUAGC